GUAUUGGCAAAUACACAGAAGGGACCACAAAGACGCAAGGUUUUCCAGUAUGAACCGGGCCUUUAACAGGAAAAAAGAUAAAUCCUGGAUGCACACUCCAGAAGCUCUGGCAAAGCAUUACAUACCCUACAAUGCCAAGUUUCUUGGAAACACAGAAGUUGAUCAACCGAAAGGCACAGAGAUUGUUAAAGAUGCAGUUAGAAAGUUAAAGUUUCAAAGGCAUAUCAAGAAGUCAGAGGGACAGAAGACCCCGAAAGUGGAAUUGCAAAUAUCCAUUUAUGGAGUAAAGAUCUUAGAUCCCAAGACAAAAGAUGUCCAAUAUAACUGCCAAUUGCAUAGGAUAUCCUUCUGUGCAGAUGACAAGACAGAUAAAAGGAUAUUCACCUUCAUCUGUAAAGACUCAGAGUCAAACAAACACCUCUGCUACGUGUUUGACAGUGAGAAAUGUGCAGAGGAGAUAACACUCACUAUUGGCCAGGCAUUCGACUUGGCCUACAAGAAGUUCCUUGAGUCUGGUGGAAAAGAUGUGGAGACACGGAAACAGAUAGGAACCUUACAGAAAAGAGUACGAUUCAACUGUUGGACAAGUAUUCAAGAACUGGAAACUGAAAAUUCUGAGCUAAAGAAGCAGCUUUCGGAUCUGGAGGAGCAGUUGAUGAUUGCUCCUGUACCACCACUGCUGCACAUAAACUCUACUAAUGAGGCCUACAUGCUCUCAAGGCCCUCCUCGCUCUUCUGGUGUCAUAAUCUGACGUCCUUCUCGUGUCUUGAGAUCUCCUCGGUCACACUCACCCCUAUGAGCUCGCCAGAGUCCAACCUCUCAGCAGGGCUACUAACCCCUCCUCCGGCUAAAUUCGCUCUCCUUCCAAAGACUGCCAACGGAUGCAGCAUCCCCCGACCUCGCGCUGGCAGCAUCUCCUUGAAACCCCAGACAUCCACAGAUGUUUUUGACAUGGUUCCCUUCUCUGCUGUCACACCCCUGGUGCCAAUACCCGCAAGCAACGGCACACCCCCUACAACAUCUCCUUCAGACAUGAGUAAAGACCUUUUUGGUGCAGCACCUUUCGAUCCGUUCACCUGUGGGCAAGCCGACUUCCCCCCGGACAUCCAGUCCAAGCUGGACGAGAUACAGCGUCAGAGAUGGAGGGGUUCAAAAUGGGACUAACCCUAGAGGGCACUGUCUUUUCUCCUGACCCACUAGACAGUCGCUGCUGAUGCCAAGUAGACAUGUUGCUUUUACAUACUGUUAAAUCAUUUGUAUUAAAAGUGCCAAAAUUGGGUCUAAAAUUCAAGAUGCCAAUGUUCUUCUCAUCUUGAGGUUUAUAUGUAUUUGCAUUUGAAUUUGGUUUUAGAAUAAUCAAAGGUAUAUUCAAAUCUGAUAUAGAAAGCACUAUUUUUGUAAGAACUCACAUGGGAAGGAGUAGUUUUGAGACCUCUUGCUUGUACAGGCAAUGAUGGGUGUAAAUAGUAUGUCCAAUGGUACCCUCUGUGGCCGAAUUUUCUUAUGUGUAGAAUCAGUUUUAUUGAAUAUACACCACUUAGAACGACGCUGUUACCACAUUCUUAUUUGUCUGUCAGACAUGACUUGCUUAUCAUCAAGUCACAAGACACGUAAAUGUAGUCAGUCUUGUAUUAACACUCAUAUACCAAACUCUCAGCUUGCCCUUCAUUUGACAUAUCUUCUAUGUUCUUUUUACUCAUAUGUAUCUUUAGUUAACUGAAAUUCAUUUAUUCUGAUAGUUUUGUCCGGACAUCGGAUUUAAUAGUUUUAUUGUCUUGUUAAACAUUUAUGUAUGUAUUGCCGUUUAUUUACUUUCUUAUGAUAUAUAUCAGUAUCCUCUUGCACCAGAAAGCACUUUUGAAAACCUCUGUCCAUAUACAGUACUAUAUACUUGUUAUUUUACUUUGUAUGCAA
Molecule: messenger RNA, 1915 nt
Organism: Salvelinus namaycush (lake trout)
Lineage: Eukaryota; Metazoa; Chordata; Actinopteri; Salmoniformes; Salmonidae
Product: PTB domain-containing engulfment adapter protein 1-like
Exons: 12
Coding region: 50-1165 (371 amino acids)
Source: RefSeq, a predicted model, not a curated record